CACUCCAGACGCCCUACCGCCGCCGCCCUACCCCUCCAGGCCUUAGCACUCGGAUCGCGCCCGGCCAGUUCACCGUGACUUCUCCCCGGGACCAUGCUGCGCUGGCUGCGGGCUUUCGUGCUGCCCACCGUGGCCUGCCAGGACGCCGAGCCGCCCACGCGCUACGAGACGCUCUUCCGGGCGCUGGACCGCAAUGGGGACGGCGUGGUGGACAUUGGAGAGCUGCAGCAGGGGUUGCAGAGCCUGGGCAUCCCUCUGGGCCAGGACGCCGAGGAGAAAAUUUUCACCACUGGUGAUGUCAACAAAGAUGGGAAGCUGGAUUUUGAAGAAUUUAUGAAAUACCUGAAAGACCAUGAGAAGAAAAUGAAAUUGGCAUUUAAAAGUUUGGACAAGAAUAACGAUGGGAAAAUCGAGCCUUCUGAAAUUGUCCAGUCUCUCCAGAUGCUGGGUUUACAUAUUUCCGAAAAGCAAGCAGAGUUGAUUCUUCAAAGCAUUGACUCUGACGGGACGAUGACCGUGGACUGGAAUGAAUGGAGGGAUUACUUUUUAUUUAACCCUGUGACAGACAUUGAGGAAAUUAUCCGUUUCUGGAAACACUCUACUGGUAUUGACAUAGGGGAUAGUUUAACUAUUCCGGAUGAAUUCACAGAAGAUGAGAAAAAAUCAGGACAGUGGUGGAGGCAGCUCCUGGCAGGAGGCGUGGCGGGUGCGGUCUCUAGAACGAGCACCGCUCCUUUGGAUCGACUCAAGGUCAUGAUGCAGGUUCAUGGUUCCAAAUCAAUGAAUAUAUUUGGAGGCUUCCGGCAGAUGGUAAAGGAAGGAGGAAUCCGUUCCCUUUGGAGAGGAAAUGGCACUAAUGUCAUUAAGAUAGCUCCCGAAACAGCUGUGAAGUUUUGGGCUUAUGAACAGUACAAGAAGUUGCUUACCGAGGAAGGACAAAAAUUAGGCACCUUUGAGAGGUUUAUCUCUGGUUCCAUGGCUGGAGCAACUGCACAGACUUUUAUUUAUCCCAUGGAGGUUUUGAAAACCCGGCUAGCUGUAGCCAAAACUGGACAAUACUCUGGAAUAUAUGGUUGUGCCAAGAAGAUUUUGAAACACGAAGGCUUUGGCGCUUUUUACAAAGGCUACGUUCCCAAUUUACUAGGCAUUAUUCCCUACGCAGGCAUUGAUCUCGCAGUGUACGAGCUUUUGAAGUCUUAUUGGCUGGACAACUUUGCAAAAGACUCUGUUAACCCUGGCGUGGUGGUGCUGCUGGGCUGUGGAGCCCUGUCCAGCACCUGUGGGCAGCUGGCCAGCUACCCCCUGGCUUUGGUGAGGACUCGGAUGCAGGCACAAGCCACGGUAGAAGGAGCCCCGCAGCUGAGCAUGGUUGGCCUUUUUCAGCGAAUAGUCUCCAAAGAAGGAGUGUCAGGACUUUACAGAGGCAUCACCCCAAACUUCAUGAAAGUGCUCCCCGCUGUGGGCAUCAGCUAUGUGGUGUAUGAAAACAUGAAGCAGACGCUGGGAGUAGCUCAGAAGUGACCAAUCCAGGCCUUUGCUUUUCCCUGAUGACCAAGAUUGUCAGUGCUCUCCAGUGACUUCUGGGAUUGCAGCAAGUCCAUCACAAAAGAAGCUGUUCUCCCCGCUAAAAGGAAGAGUGUAGCCGUGAUCACUUCAAGCCUUUGGGUUUGGUUUUAUACCUUCAGUAAUGUUCUGAAUCAUGUUUCAGUAAGUGAAGAAACCACAAAAUUGUACUUUAUUUUUGCUGAUAGAGAUCUCUGCCCUGCACCCUAAAUCUGAAAAUGUACUGGCUUGAGCUGAAAUUAUUUUGUAUGGUAGGAUUAUAAAUCACUAACCCUUGUUUUGAUUUGUUCAAGCUCAUGUCAGUUUGUUUUUACCCAGAUUUUUAAAAAAUCCAAAAUGAUAAGAAAGCCUCAGGGCUUAAAUUGUUUUAUACAUUUUUUGGGAUGUCUUUACAGAUGUAAAAUUCCCUGACAGAGGCAUUAGUUAAAAAAAAAUCAUUGUAUUUAACAUCUACCUUGCACAGUUCAUCUCUUCAUCUGUAAGCAGAAUAGGAAUGAAUUAUAGAAGCCACAUUCAGUGGACGGGGGCCAUGAGGUAAUGGCACCCUCGUUUCCCUCUUACUGUUCAAGUCUUUGAACCUGUGCUUCUCAGAUGGAGUGGCGCAAGGUUAAGGCACCAGCACAUUUUAAUAGCAGCAUAUGUUCGUCUUACCUGUUUUAAUGAAAGACUCAAUCUGUAUACACAUGCAUCUACUUACUCACUUGCCUCAAGAUUUAGGAAGAUGACAGAAAGUUUUUAAUAUGUAAAAUCAUUUCAAUCUUUUAAAACUAAAGCAGAUUUUGUAGUCAAUUAUUUUUUAUGGUUUGUUUUAAAACUUAGAAAAAUCUUAUUUCUUCUAUAAGAUGUCCAACAGUCUUAGCCUGGCAGUAUUGGCACAUGUCUUUAGUCCCAGAACUCAGGAGGCAGAGGUGGGCAUAUUUGUGAGUUCCAGGCCAGCCUGGUCUACAGAGAGAGUUCCAGGGCAGCCAGGGCUACACAGAGAAACCCUGUCUCCAAAACAAAAACCAAACCAACCAAACAAAACAGAUAGUUUUAACAUUUUAAGAUUUAGUCUAUGUGCUCAUUUGGUUUUUUUGGCAAUUUCUGUUAUAGUUGCUUUCUGAAAAGUCUAGUGGAUGUCUUUGCCUUUAACCUACCUACCUCUUUUAUUUUUUGAACCAAAGAGAAAGAUGGCCUUGUGUUUAUGAAACUUAUUCUAAAACAUUCUAAGCUUGAUGUGUAUAACCGAUGCCUGCUAUUGUCUUGGUAUUUUUGUACUACGUAAGGAAAGAAAGGGACUCCACUUCCUCUUCAGGGUUAUUGUACUUUUGAUUAGUACAUAGAAUGACAAUAUUAAGGAACAUGAUUCACACCAUUUUUACACAUAACAAUUAUGGAAAUGCAUAUUUCUGUUAAUGUCUUUGGAAUUUUAAGUUGAUAACAACUAUGAAAGUAGCUAUACUUCAUUAUGAAAUUAAAGUGCCCCCAGUGAACAUAUGUAAGGUAUGACUGAUUUAUCCGUACAUCUUCUAUCUUUUUUGGGGAAAAAAAACCCUCCUAUUGAACACAGUUUAUUCUGAUAUUGCUACAUAGUUACUGCUCAUUUGUAUUAAAGAUAUUUGUCUGUUUUUAAAAUGAA
Molecule: messenger RNA, 3181 nt
Organism: Arvicanthis niloticus (Nile rat)
Lineage: Eukaryota; Metazoa; Chordata; Mammalia; Rodentia; Muridae
Product: mitochondrial adenyl nucleotide antiporter SLC25A24
Biological process (GO): transmembrane transport
Cellular component (GO): mitochondrial inner membrane
Molecular function (GO): calcium ion binding
Source: RefSeq, a predicted model, not a curated record